This is a messenger RNA of Elephantulus edwardii (Cape elephant shrew), 1314 nucleotides long. Its product is annotated as zinc finger protein 331-like. The record is from RefSeq and is a predicted model, not a curated record. Bases 1 to 1314 code for a protein of 437 amino acids. The transcript is spliced from 6 exons. NCBI's taxonomy places the organism in Eukaryota, Metazoa, Chordata, Mammalia, Macroscelidea, Macroscelididae. Gene Ontology annotation, biological process: negative regulation of transcription by RNA polymerase II. Gene Ontology annotation, molecular function: DNA-binding transcription repressor activity, RNA polymerase II-specific.
AUGCCCGUGGAAUUUCAGUUGGGAGGCGGGCUUGUCCUUGUGUCCGUCGUAUUUGGCCUGGCCGCCCUCACGGGCGAGGUCCAGUUCCCUUUCCGAGUCCGAGGCGGCCUCUCCCGCGCUCGGGUCGUGUCCGGCGUGUCCAGGAGCCCCGGGUCUUCCUCUCCUCCGCCUGCCGCCGCUUCGCGCCCUUCCCGCCCCCGCGGCCUCAGCUGCCCAGUGUCCGGAGCGGCCCUGCUCGGGGCUUGCCCCGGCCAGGAUGGAGGACCAGGGUGGUGCACCCUCAUCCAACAUCGAAGAAUCCACACAGGAGAGCGACCUUACGAAUGCAGGGAAUGUGGGCAAUCCUUUGCCAACAAUCACACCCUCAUUACACAUAGAAAGAUUCACACAGGAGAGAGACCCUAUGAAUGUGUGGAAUGUGGGAAAACAUUUUCCAAAUUGAGCAUUCUUGUUAUCCAUCAUAGAAUUCACACGGGAGAGAGACCUUAUGCAUGUAAGGAAUGUGGGAAAACAUUUUCACACUCAGGUGUCCUCACUAAACACCUCAGAACUCACACAGGAGAGAGACCCUAUGAGUGUAAGGAAUGUGGGAAAACGUUUUCACGACUAAGUGUCCUCACUAAACACAGAAGAAUUCACACGGGAGAGAAACCGUAUGAAUGCCAGGAGUGUGGGAAAGCUUUUCGUGACAGCAACACCCUCCUUCAACAUAAAAGAAUUCACACAGGAGAGAGACCUUAUGUAUGUCAGGAGUGUGGGAAAACCUUCACGCGAUCGAGUCACUUCACUCUGCAUAGAACAGUUCACACAGGCAUGAGACCUUAUGAAUGUAAGGAGUGUGGCAAAGCAUUUUCACGAUCCACCUUUUUUCACACGUAUGCCCUCCAUAAACAUAGAAGAAUUCACUCGGGAGAGAGACCUUACGAAUGCGAGGCAUGUGGGAAAACCUUUAAUAACAUGUCCUGUCUUCAUCGACAUAAGAGAAUUCACACAGGUGAGAGACCCUAUGAAUGUACCGAAUGUGGGAAAACCUUUACACAGUCAAAUCUUCCUUCCAGCGCCCCCGACCUGACUCCCUGCACCCCGAUCUUCCUCCCGGCUGUCCCCUUCUUCCUGGUGCCCUCGACCCGACUCCCGGCGCCCCACCCCCGAGUCCCGAUGUCCACGGACCUUCCUCCCGGUCGCCCCCUUCCUGGUGCCCCAGGCCUGACUCCCGAUGUCCCCGGACCUUCCUUCCAGCGCCCCCGACCUGACUCCCUGCACCCCGCGACCUUCCUCCCGGCCGCCCCCUUCUUCCCGGUGCCCCUGGCCUGA